Messenger RNA from Vicia villosa (hairy vetch), 1863 nucleotides. RefSeq lists its product as uncharacterized. The transcript has 3 exons. NCBI's taxonomy places the organism in Eukaryota, Viridiplantae, Streptophyta, Magnoliopsida, Fabales, Fabaceae. Gene Ontology annotation, molecular function: zinc ion binding. The record is from RefSeq and is a predicted model, not a curated record. Bases 1 to 1863 code for a protein of 620 amino acids.
AUGAGGCAAAAUUAUUCUGUUGGAAUAACUGUGUGUAGGGCAUGGAAAGCUAAGUUGAUUGCAAAGAAAAUCAUUGAAGGAGAUGCAUACAAGGAAUAUGCAAAUUUGUGGAGGUAUGCAACUGAGUUGCAUAGGGUUAAUCAUGAAAAUACUGUGAAGAUCAACAUAGAGAGGCCUUUACCUACAAUCCAACCAAGGUUUGGGUCUUUUUAUUUCUGUUUUGAUGGGUGUAAAAAAAGGAUUAUAAAUGGGUGUAGACCCUUCAUUGGGGUAGAUGGCUGCCAUUUGAAAACAAAGUAUGGAGGUCAACUUUUGAUUGCUGUUGGAAGAGACCCAAAUGACCAAUACUUCCCCUUGGCAUUUGGAGUGGUGGAAACAGAAACCAAGGAAUCAUGGAGGUGGUUUAUAACAUUGCUAAUGGAAGAUAUUGGGCAAGAUAACAGAUAUGUGUUUAUUUCAAAUCAGCAAAAGGGACUGGUUGCAGUCUUUGAAGAAAUGUUUGAAAGAAUUGAACAUAGGUUAUGUUUGAGGCACUUAUAUGCCAAUUUUAAGAAGUUUGGUGGUGGAGCAUUGAUAAGAGACUUAAUGAUGGGAGCAGCCAAGGUAACCUACCAACAAGCAUGGACAUUGAAGAUGAAUGAGUUGAAGGCUAUAGAUCCAAAGGCUUGGACAUGGCUAAUGGCAGUUCCUACUAAAUCUUGGUGUAAGCAUGCUUUUUCAUUCUAUCCUUGGUGUGAUGUACUUAUGAAUAACAUAGCUGAGUCUUUUAAUGCCACUAUUUUAAUUGCUAGAGAUAAACCUAUUUUGACUAUGUGCGAAUGGAUUAGAAAAUAUCUGAUGAAUAGGUGUAGUACUUCUACAUUGAAACUAGACAAGUGGUCACACAAAGUGAUGCUUAGGAAAAGACUAGAUAAUGAGGUAGCUAUGAGUGGACAUUGGUUGCCAACCUGGGCUAUGGAAGAAAAAUUUCAGGUCACUCAUGCUUAUAAUAGACAAGAGUUCAUUAUUGACAUUGCUAAAAAGUCUUGCACAUGUAAUUUUUGGGAAGUAAUAGACAUUCCAUGUAGACAUGCUGUUGGUGCAUUAAGGUUUAGGCAGCAGAACCCAGAGGAUUUUGUUCAUGAGUAUUACACAAGAGACAAGUAUGCCAAGUGCUAUGGAUGUGCUAUUAGUCCCGUUAAUGGAACUGACAUGUGGUCUGAGGUUGAAUGUGAAGAACUCUUACCUCCUAAUUACAAAAAGGGACCUAGUAGGCUAAGGAAGCUAAGAAUUAGAGAAAGUGGUGAAGAAGGAGCUAGAAGAAGGUUAUCUGGUGUAUCUUAUAGAUGCACUAAGUGUGAUAAAGUGGGACAUAAUGUGAAGUCAUGCAAGCGCAAAAGACAAGAUCCAAAUGCAUUGAAUAGAAAGAGAAUAAGACCAAAUGCAAGUGAGGAAAGUGGUGCAAGUCAAGAGGCUGCUACAAACAAUACUGGAAGCCAUACUGGUACAGUAAAUGAAGAAAGCAAGACUGAUACAUUGUUUGGGGAUAUCACUGAUGACAUGAUAAGUAGCCUACCAUACAUUCAUUCUAAUGUUCCAAGUCAGGCCUCAACAUCUAACAUGAACAAGGGUAAGAGAAAGAUGGUUGUCAAACCAAUUAAAAGGAUAAGGGUAAGUGAGAGGAUAAAGGAGAACUGGUUCAAAAAACCUAAACCUUUCACAGGUCCUGGUUCUGACCCUGAGCAACCAAUAUGCAUGGACAUCAAGGAAGAAGAAGCAUCAAAGAAGACUACUAAGAAGGCAGCCAAGACUACUCCUAAGAAGGCAUCAAAGAAUACUCCAAAGAAGACUACUCCAAAGAAGGCUACUCCGAAAAAGAAGUAG